This is a messenger RNA of Laccaria bicolor S238N-H82, 555 nucleotides long. RefSeq lists its product as uncharacterized. The record is from RefSeq and is a predicted model, not a curated record. Lineage: Eukaryota; Fungi; Basidiomycota; Agaricomycetes; Agaricales; Hydnangiaceae. The coding region runs from base 1 to 555 and encodes 184 amino acids. The transcript is spliced from 3 exons.
AUGCUCGAUCCGACACCCGAAAACACCAUUUUAAGGUGUUCAACGAAGAACAGACGUGGCGACUGGGUUUGGGCCGACAUUCCUCCGCAGGACUGGACCCUCACGAUGAGUCGGUUUGGAGUGGAUGAAGUGGGAGUUUUUGAAGGGCGCAUAAACGUCAAGAGAGCGAAUCAGGAAUUCGUUCACGGCUAUGUCAAUUUGACAGUCGCGAAAGUGGAGGGGAGUCAGUUGACAUGGAGCAAGUUAUCUCAUGAGAACGGAAAGACAUUUAAGUCGGUCGCACUUAUGAAUCGUCCCCGAAGUUAUAAGGAAGCAGUUGAGUUCGUGAAACAUAUGAUUAAAACAAAUCCGACAAUUGGAACCUUUUUGCCUCCUUCAGCAUACAAUCGCGACUCCUUUGCCGAUAAUUUGACAAACUUCACUUUCUGUUACUUUCUAAGUAACUCUGGCACGAACUUGUGGGCAGAAUUCCCAGAAAACGCAUAUGAAGACGAUGAGGUCUGGCGGGCGAUCGUACCUUCUCCUCACUCGACCUUGGGAGUAAUUGCCAGCUGA